AUGGGCGUCGAUACAGAUCAGGACAGCGAGCUGAGCGACCCGCCUACGGAUCUCUUAAGCGAAGACGGCGAGUCAAAAUUUAACAAGCACAAGGGCCGACCGGAAGCCUCUGACUUAGAUCAGGCAGACUUCGACACCGAUCUGGAGACUGAUCAGGCCACCGCUGCUGAUGGUUUUGGGGAGGACAGUGGGUACGAGGCUCAGAAUGAGUCCGAAGAAGAUGAUGAACGUGUGGAGCACGUCGAAUCACUCGAGGACUCCGAAGAUGAAUGGCUUCCGUUCACCCGCACAACAAGCUCCAAGGCAACUGCGCUGCCACUCAAGAAGACGAAGAAGGCGUCUAAGACUAAGAAGGAUACCAAGACUAACUACACAAAACAUUACCUCUGUCCUUGGCCCGCCUGCGGCCAACGCUUCGGUCGCAAAGACCAUCUCAAGCGACAUGUGGACAGUCAUAGUGAGACGAAGUCUUUCAGGUGCCCGGCGCCUUUUUGCGGCCAUGCGACGAAGCGCAAGGAUAACCUCAAAGAGCAUUUGAAGCUUCGACACAAUUUAAGUGCAACAGCGGCCGCACGAGGCGUUGACCAGGCGGCUCGAGCUGCUGUUGCAGAAACACAUGCUCUUGCUGCUACUGUUAAUGCAGCAAUAGCAGCUGCGGAGCGCAUUAGAGAUGCUGGGUCUAGUCGGAAAGUCGCUAACGGUAGUGGCGGUAUGAAGAAGGGCCGCAGCGGCGCCGCAACUAGCAGCAGGAAACCGAAAGUUGCCACGAGCAGCGAAGGUGCUAGACAGACUGGCACAGGACAACAAGCUGCAAUUGACUAUGAGGGCCAGACCAAGGACGAGAACCAGAGCGGCGCUAUGAACAGCAAUCGAGGUGCACGUGUUGGCUCAGCCAGCAACGACGACGAUGAUAAUAACGACAUUGACGAGAGGGAGACUGUCAGGAGGAACAUGAAGAGGAAGCGAGGCGAGAGUAACGAGGACAUCGUUGGAAGCAAGAAGGCGAGGAACGGGAAGGACGUGGCGGUCUAA
Messenger RNA from Didymosphaeria variabile, 1032 nucleotides. RefSeq lists its product as uncharacterized. Gene Ontology annotation, cellular component: chromatin. The record is from RefSeq and is a predicted model, not a curated record. Lineage: Eukaryota; Fungi; Ascomycota; Dothideomycetes; Pleosporales; Didymosphaeriaceae. The coding region runs from base 1 to 1032 and encodes 343 amino acids. Gene Ontology annotation, molecular function: RNA polymerase II cis-regulatory region sequence-specific DNA binding; DNA-binding transcription factor activity, RNA polymerase II-specific. Gene Ontology annotation, biological process: regulation of transcription by RNA polymerase II. The transcript is spliced from 3 exons.